This is a messenger RNA of Diospyros lotus (date-plum), 1643 nucleotides long. RefSeq lists its product as uncharacterized. NCBI's taxonomy places the organism in Eukaryota, Viridiplantae, Streptophyta, Magnoliopsida, Ericales, Ebenaceae. The record is from RefSeq and is a predicted model, not a curated record. Bases 162 to 1229 code for a protein of 355 amino acids. Gene Ontology annotation, cellular component: membrane. Gene Ontology annotation, molecular function: oxidoreductase activity, acting on the CH-OH group of donors, NAD or NADP as acceptor. The transcript has 4 exons.
AGCCCAUUGGGCUGAUUACCAUUUGAUUUUGCGAGCACCGAGCAGGGUCUGGCGGCAAAUUGCGCGAAGAGCGAUAUUUCUGCUUUAUAUUCUCAUCUCUCUCUCUGUCUCUCUCUAUUUCCCUCUUUCCAGCUCGGAGAAAAUUGAGAACUGUAACGAAAAUGGAGGGAGAAACGGAUGUCGCAGAUCAGCAUCAUUCCAGGGAAUCGACGGGCGACAAGGAGAAAGAUUUGGAAACGGAUAGCGAGGGGGAAGAGAGAGAAGAAGAGAAGCACAGAGAUCGCAAGGCGGAGAAGAGAGCGAGGGCAAAGGAGAGGAGAGAGAAGAGGCGCCAGCAGAUUUCCCUCCUUCGCACCAUUCCUUAUUCCGAUCACCAGAGGUGGUGGUCGAAAGAUACUAUUGCUGUGGUGACUGGAGCAAACAGAGGGAUUGGGUUUGAGAUUGUACAUCAACUUGCAACGCAUGGUGUGACGGUUGUUCUGACAUCAAGAGAUGCUGCUGUUGGUGAAGAAGCAGCAAAGGUCUUGCAAGAAGGAGGCUUGAAUGUUCUCUUCCAUCAACUGGAUAUUGUGAACCCUUCAUCAAUCAAAGUAUUCACUGAGUGGCUGCAACAUAACUAUGGUGGUAUAGAUAUUCUGGUAAACAAUGCAGGUGUGAGCUUCAAUUAUGGACCAGACAGUCAUCUUGAGUCUGCUGAACAGGUUAUUACAACCAAUUACUAUGGCACCAAAAACAUGAUUGAAGCUAUGAUCCCAUUAAUGAGGCCUUCCACUUCAGGGGCUCGCAUUAUUAAUGUUAGCUCACGGUUAGGGAGACUUAAUGGCAGGCGAAAUAGAAUUGGAGAUGUCACUUUAAGACGGAAACUGGAAGAUGUGGACUCACUGUCUGAGGAACUAAUUGAUAGGACUGUGACUACAUUUUUGGAACAAGUAAAAGAUGGCAGCUGGACAUCUGGUGGAUGGCCUCAGACAUAUACAGACUACUCAAUGUCUAAACUUGCAGUUAAUGCUUAUACCAGGCUAAUGGCCAAGGUACUUUGGGACCGGCCCGAGGGCCAGAAGAUAUAUAUCAAUUGCUACUGCCCAGGCUGGGUGAAGACCGCCAUGACUGGUUGGGCAGGGAAUAUUACACCAGAGGAAGGGGCUGACACUUGUGUUUGGCUUGCCCUGCUUCCAAACCAGGAGGUGACUGGGAAGUUCUUUGCUGAGAGACGCGAGAUAAAUUUUUAGAGCAGUAGGAUCGGUGCCUUGCAUCAGGAUUUACUUCAAGUUUCAGCUUUGGUUCGGGAAGAAGAAAUUCUUCAACAGCUGAGAAAAAUGAAGAGAAGCGGUGCCAAGAAAGUGUUGUUAACUGGUCUGUUGAAGGAGACUCUGGGAAGAAAGUGAGCAACUGUCACUGGUGUGAUGUGCAGGGAAGUUAUCAAUUGCUCUUGCUCAUCUUUGGUUUGUGCUAAUCUUUUUCAGAAUCUUUGUACCUACGAACUGAGGAGUUUACAAGCAUUUGGCGAUGGGCGAAAAUGCAACACUUUGGUGCAUUUCUGUUCAUUGAUUCAUGCAUUUUUCAUGCUACAAACUUUGCUGUAGAAGACCUUUGUAUUACUUUUUUUUUUUUUUCUUAAUAAUUUUUUGGUAGUUUUAUCAUCA